Molecule: messenger RNA, 2598 nt
Organism: Gryllus bimaculatus (two-spotted cricket)
Lineage: Eukaryota; Metazoa; Arthropoda; Insecta; Orthoptera; Gryllidae
Source: the annotation of a GenBank genome assembly
CGCGGAGCGCGCCGGUCGCCGCCACUGAGCGUUUGGAGCAGCGCCUGACAGCUCCUCCGAACGCCCCUUCCGCUCAGCCACUCAGCGCAGCGUCCAGCGGCAGAAGCAGGCUCCGUCCAAAAUGCGCGAGUGCAUCUCCAUCCACGUGGGCCAGGCGGGCGUGCAGAUCGGCAACGCGUGCUGGGAGCUCUACUGCCUGGAGCAUGGCAUCCAGCCCGACGGGCAGAUGCCGUCCGACAAGACGCUGGGCGGCGGCGACGACUCCUUCAACACCUUCUUCAGCGAGACGGGCGCCGGCAAGCACGUGCCGCGCGCCGUCUUCGUCGACCUCGAGCCCACCGUCGUAGACGAGGUGCGCACGGGCACGUACCGCCAGCUCUUCCACCCGGAGCAGCUCAUCACGGGCAAGGAGGACGCCGCCAACAACUACGCCCGAGGCCACUACACCAUCGGCAAGGAGAUCGUCGACCUCGUGCUCGACCGCAUCCGCAAGCUGGCCGACCAGUGCACGGGCCUGCAGGGCUUCCUCAUUUUCCACUCGUUCGGCGGCGGAACGGGCUCCGGGUUCACCUCGCUGCUCAUGGAGCGCCUCUCCGUGGACUAUGGCAAGAAGAGUAAGCUGGAGUUCGCCAUCUAUCCCGCGCCCCAGGUCUCCACCGCCGUGGUGGAGCCCUACAACUCCAUUCUCACCACCCACACCACCCUCGAGCACUCCGACUGCGCCUUCAUGGUUGACAACGAGGCCAUCUAUGACAUCUGCCGGCGCAACCUGGACAUCGAGCGACCCACCUACACCAACCUCAACCGGCUCAUCGGGCAGAUCGUGUCGUCCAUCACGGCGUCGCUGCGCUUCGACGGCGCGCUCAACGUGGACCUCACGGAGUUCCAGACCAACCUCGUGCCCUAUCCGCGCAUCCACUUCCCUCUGGUCACUUACGCUCCUGUCAUUUCUGCCGAGAAGGCCUACCAUGAGCAGCUGUCCGUCGCCGAGAUCACCAACGCGUGCUUCGAGCCGGCCAACCAGAUGGUCAAGUGCGACCCGCGCCACGGCAAGUACAUGGCCUGCUGCAUGCUGUACCGCGGCGACGUCGUGCCCAAAGACGUCAACGCCGCCAUCGCCACCAUCAAGACCAAGCGCACCAUCCAGUUCGUGGACUGGUGCCCCACCGGCUUCAAGGUGGGCAUCAACUACCAGCCGCCCACCGUCGUGCCCGGCGGGGACCUGGCCAAGGUGCAGCGAGCCGUGUGCAUGCUGUCCAACACCACCGCCAUCGCGGAGGCGUGGGCGCGACUAGACCACAAGUUCGACCUCAUGUACGCCAAGCGAGCCUUCGUGCACUGGUACGUCGGCGAGGGCAUGGAGGAAGGCGAGUUCUCCGAAGCCCGGGAGGACCUGGCCGCCCUCGAGAAGGACUACGAGGAGGUCGGAAUGGACUCCAUCGAGGGCGAGGGCGAUGAGGGUGCGGACGAGUACUAAGGGCUCGGCGCACGCGCGUUGUCCGGCGGAGAGCCACCCCACCCCCACCCUCCCCUCACAUUCACCAACGCCAAAGGCAGUUGCACACCACGGCCAUUGAUAGCACUAUUUACCAACCUCAAAGUCAGUUGCUAAUGAGAAAUAUUGCCUGUGAUACACUCCAAGGGCCUAAAUGCAUACGUACUAAUGAGAAAGACAAUUGCAAAUGAAAAAUCUGUGAUACACACUAAGACCCUUUAUAUCACUUGUUGAGUAACUUUCAUAUGCACUCGUAGCGAAAUUAGUUGCAAAUGAAAACCAUUUCCUGUGAUACACGCCAAGGUCCUUUAUAUCACUCGCAGAAUAACUUUCUUAUUCACCUACGCGGAAGUCGUUGCAAAUGAGAAGUAUUGCCUGUGAUACACACCAAGGUCCUUUACAUCACUCGUUGAGUAACUUCCAUCUGCAUUCGUAGCGAAGUUAAUUGCAAAUGAGAAAUAUUACCUGUGAUACACGCCAAGGUCCUUUAUACCACUCGUAGAGUAACUUCAAUACUCACCAACGCAAAAGUCUGUUGCAAAUAAGGUUUGCCUAAGAUACACACCAAGGCCCUUUAUAUAUUAUGCUCCUAAUAUAGGGUGUCACACGGGGUCAGUUUAAUAGCUAAUACUAAAUAAUAUUGCCUGUUGGAUGUGUACCACCGUUUCGAGUUAUCGUGACUGCUUUACUUUUUCAAACAAUAUCGCACAUUUCCUUUAACAGAACCUAUAAUUUUCAAUAUUCAUGUAUCUAGCACGUUAGCUAGCGUUCCUCUCUUACUUUAUUAUUUUUUUCUUCAAUAAACUUGAAACUAUUGCUAAAUUAUAUUUUUGUAGGAUAUUUAUAAAUAUUUUUGUUACAAAAAUGCUACAUUCUUUAGCAAUAUUUAUUUAUAUGUGAAUUUUAGUUUUUAACAUUACACAGCAAAUUCUUAAUACACAAAUCGCUCCCACCUAACCUUUCCUCAGUCUCUCUGUUGGACAACAUUUACAUCUCUGCUGUAAGAGACUGUAGCAAUCAAAAGUAAUAAUAUACAUUAAAUAAUUUUAAAAAACGAAUAUUGGUGUAUCAUUUCAUCCAUUUAUAUUGCCACCUACCCAUAC